This is a messenger RNA of Durusdinium trenchii, 1689 nucleotides long. The record is from the annotation of a GenBank genome assembly. Lineage: Eukaryota; Dinophyceae; Suessiales; Symbiodiniaceae.
AUGGAGGAGUUUUCUGAGGUGAGCACUGGCGCCAUUCAGAGUGUGAAGUCUACGAUGUCGAACUUGGAGGGGAAGAUCGGAGAGCUGGAGCAGAACUUACAGGACCCGAAAGCUGCUGCCCAAACAUCGGUGUUGCUGCUGCUGGGGGCUGUGCAUGACAAGGUGGGCGCUGGACAGAUGCAGCAGCUGAAGAGCAUUGUGGGAGCUGAACAGAUGCAGCAGGUGAAGACCACUGCGCAGCUCACCAGUUACGAGCAACAGCUCCGGGAAAAGGCCCCGGCAGCACAACUGCAAGGGCCAGACUCUCAGGGAGUCACGGACUUGCCAUGGGAUUUCGGGGUCGAAGGGCUCAAGGCAGUACUGGCUGCCCUGGAAGGCAAACUGACGAACUGCGAACAGGCCUUGCAAGAGAAGGUGGAUGCUGCUUGGGCUGCCCAGUUGGCGAAGACUCAAAGCUGCAUACACACUCCUGAGGUGGGCAACAUCGAGCGUGGCGUAUGGGAAGGCAUGGACUGUGUGCAGGGAUUGGAAGGUGCCUUGACCACAUUGAAGGGCCAGGUCGCCACGGUGGAGCACAACCUGCAGGAGAAGGUGUGCAGCGAGGACGUGCAGCGCUUGGGUGAUGUUGUGAUCUCCUUGAAGGGAAAGGUCGGAUCGCUGGAGCAGAAUUUCCGGCAGGGCGCAGAGCAUGUCACAGACGUGGAGGGCGCGGUGGUGAGCAUUGGGAAGCAGCUGGCCACUGUGAAGCAGGCCUUGGACUUCCUCGACUGCCCGGGGGAGCACUUCGAGCCUCGCUGGAGCUCCUUCCAGGCACUGCUCCCGGCAUCCGUGACGCCGGAGACGCCGCUGUCGGAGGCACAGCUGAACGAGGCUGCGGACCUGGUCGACACACUGGAGGAGGUGGACUGGGCCGAGGUGGUCUCCGCCUUCAGCAGCCGUUUGCGGGGCGAGCUCACCACUGAGCAGCUGGGUGGCUUUUGCUUGUUUGGAGCGGUCACUGCUUAUACUGUGGUCGCCUAUCACCUGGCCAGGGGUGCGGGAGAUGAUCCAAUCCCCUCGACAGCGAAGAAUCUCUUGGCCCGAUCUUUGAUGAUCCUGGCGAAAAAGCAGGUGAACGACUUCCUGGAAUCCUCGUGGUGGCCGGUGCGCUCGCUGGACGUGGUGGCCUUGCUGGAGCUCGAGGACUUCCAACAGGUGCGAAACCUUCGUUUUGAGAUGCCCUGCUGGCUCCGCCUGGGCUGCAGCCGGCCGGAUAUGGAGGAGCGGGCAUUGCUUCCUCCAGCACCGCCUUUGGAGGCCUCGUGGCCAUCCAACGUCGUGGCCGUUGGACUUCACACGACUUCGACCUUGGAGGUGGUCACGGCCUUGAGGGACGCCAUCACGGAGUCAUGGGGCCGGGGAGGAGCUGGAGGAGCACCCUUCAACAUCCAGUAUGCCGGACAUCCUUGCCCGUCGCACUCCGGGAGCGAACACCACUGCGCCAUGCGCUGUGAGCUCCUUGGCAUUUGCAGUGCGGCAGAGGAUGCCGCCGACGCCCUGGCGGAGUUUGUGGCUGGUGCAGUGGACGUGGCAAAAUUCGAGGAACGACGCUUGGACCGGAGUCGUUGUGUGUGUGUCGUGCGACAUGGGCAUUGGUUCGGUUUGGUCGGAGGUUUCUUGAGGUCAUAUCCCUGCUUGUAUUCUGCCUAG